AGACACCUAUAAUUAAUUAUCACUCUUUGUAGUAUAUAAGUAAGCUCAUUGAUUUUUAAUUUUAGUUUCAAUUCUGAAAAAGGCAACACUCCUAAAAAUGUUCGCUAAAGCAUUCAUUAUCGUGUCAUUCUGUGUGGCUGCUUCUCUCCAAAACUGGAUGACAGACAUACGUCCGUGUGGAAAAGGGAUACCAACCCCUGAAGAGUUUUAUAUAGAGAACUGUCUACAAUAUCCAUGUCCGUUUUACUUAGGCUGGAGGGUAAAUGCUGCAAUGGGGAUGACCGCACCCUAUCAUGUUUCUGCAAUGACAAUCAAAGUUCGUUUCUCUCUGUGGGGAGACUUUUUUGUUCCAUGGGCUUUACCUAACUCAGACGCUUGUAAACGUCCGAACAGCGACAUCAGUGAUUGUCCUUAUCCUGCAGGUACAAAAAUAUCUCAUUCGACAAGUAUGCCAGUGCCGUCAAUACCUCUUCGAUCUGGAAACGUUUACAAUGUCACCAUACAAUAUUCAUUGUACGACCAGAAUGACAAUUUACUCUGUUGCCUUAGAGCCCCAGCUCAAGUCAUGAAACAUCCACAAGAGCAAAAUUAAUACAAUACGAUAUAAUGGUGUAUAAUCAAUAUUAUUUAAAAUAAUAUAUUCCAAUACAACAUAAUA
Molecule: messenger RNA, 658 nt
Organism: Microplitis demolitor
Lineage: Eukaryota; Metazoa; Arthropoda; Insecta; Hymenoptera; Braconidae
Product: NPC intracellular cholesterol transporter 2
Exons: 3
Coding region: 98-592 (164 amino acids)
Source: RefSeq, a predicted model, not a curated record